UGUUAAUUUUGAUUGCUGCGGUACAACUGUUACAUUGACAAUUUGUGUUGUGUUUGGUUUCGGUGAACAUUCACAAUGUCUGAGCUCCGCGUCGCUGAAAUAUCUGAAGAUACUGCAGAUAACCUAAAAAAAUUCAAAUUUCGAAAAUCCCAGAACACUUAUCAUGUUGUAGUGAAAAUUGAAAAAGAAGCUUUGACAAUCGAACCAGAACAAAUACUUGAAGAUAUUACACUUAACAAUCUCAAAGAUUCUUUACCGUACCAUCAACCAAGAUAUAUUCUUUUAAGUUACCGUUAUGAAAAGGAGGAUGGUCGGGUAACAUUUCCAUACUGUCUAUUAUUUUCAACUCCAAUGGGUUCUGCUACAAACCUGAAGAUGAUGUAUACCACAAGUCUUACAAAUCUGAUGCAUAAAAGCGGAGUUACGAAGGUUUUUGAGCUCAGAGAUCUGGAAGAACUUUCGGAUGAAUGGUUACAAGAAAACCUGGAUCGCACAACUUGAGUUAAUAAAUUGACCUUCAUUGGUUGCUCAGAUCCAAUUUUGUUAAUUUUUUUACAUAAAUUGAAAUCCAUGUUAUA
Schistosoma margrebowiei is the source of this 578-nucleotide messenger RNA. The record is from the annotation of a GenBank genome assembly. NCBI's taxonomy places the organism in Eukaryota, Metazoa, Platyhelminthes, Trematoda, Strigeidida, Schistosomatidae.